AACUUUUUUUUUUUUUUUAAUCGUUGUUGUUGUGCACUAAUCUACUGUACUGCUAUAAACUGGGAUUCCAAUAAUUCGUUUGCUGCGGAAUAACACGGAAAAACGCGUUUUCAGAGAUUUUUUAGUUUUACACAUGCGAGGCUUUAUUUGCUAAUAAUAACCAAAAUCAAUACAUGUAUAAUAUGUAAACAUCAACACCGAUAUCUUUGCUUUAAAUUUGCGUAAAAAUGCAACUUCGUGCAGCAAGACUGUAGAUUAUAUUAAACAUGCAUUAAAAUGCAAUGAAACGUAAACAAGAUGAGGCCGAAACAUGUAGGGCCAUGAUAGUAAUUUCGGAAUGGUCAGUGUGCGAGUACGUGCAAGAAGCCCACCGACAUACAUACUCUACCAUGCAGAUCGGUCAAAGUCUUUGUGCGGCUUUGCUGCUGAAGAAACAAACCGACAGCAUUCAGGUCUGUUAUUCGACAGCACUGUGACUGCAACGUGUUUUCCUCAUGGUAGUGUGCGGUACCGUAGCUUUAUUAUUCACACGCCCCUGGCUGCAAAUAGUUGAGUGUAUGUUCCAGUCUUUGGAGGGUAGGCCAUACAAUAAAGGGAACACUGUUACUGACUAAAGUAAAUAGCCCUAGUGAUAAGUUGUGUGUUCAAAACUUCACCAGGUAGAUCUUUAUGCUUAACUGCAUACAAAAAAAAAAAAGAUUAGGCUUUUUUUUUUUGUUAUUUAUUAUGCUUUGUAAGCAUAGUAAUAUAUUUUACCUUUAAAAAAAAUAUAGAUAUAUAAUGUAAAUGAAUGAAUGUGUGUGUAUAAUCAAACCAAAUGUAUGUGGCAUGCGCUGUAAUGUCUUUCAUCUGCUCAGAAUUUCAUUGGACUGUUCUUGUGGUUUGUCCACUGUGAUGUCACCGGCCGCUCUCUAAUUCUGGUGAUAUUGGCAACAUUCUUACUGGAGUGACUCAAGUCAGAGGUGUCCAAAGUUGUUCUAACCCUGUUCUAAAUUGUUUAAGUGAGCCAAUUAAACCUCCAUCCAGACCCAGAGUGCUCAGGCCCAUGCUGGAGUGUGUUUGGACUGGAUCAGAAUGAAAGGACCGAGACUGGCGUUGUGUUUAACCCUGAGCGUGGCUGCCUUGCUGCUUCCUUUGUCGUGGAGCCACAGAUCCAGUGCUAAGAAGAUGCCCCAGGCCGCGAUGGUGCAAGCUGCGGCCGGCAGUCGCUGGUGGUGCGCCGAGGAGCUGCUGAGUUUCGGGGUGCUGUCGGAGCUCUUUGUGGGGGAGAGGUUUGACGCCUGGGUCUGCUCUCUCAUUGGCUCGGUGAUGGUUGGCCUUAGUGGCAUCUUUCCCCUCCUGGUCAUCCCCAUCGAGGCUGGGGCCACCCUGAAAACUGAAGCGGGCUCCCAGAAGCUGAAGCAGCUGCUGAGUUUUGCGAUCGGUGGCCUGCUGGGUGACGUCUUCCUGCAUCUCCUGCCAGAGGCCUGGGCUUACUCCUGCAGCAGCAGUGGCACAGAUGGGAGCCACAGUCACCAGCAGCACGCGUCCAUGGGUCUCUGGGUGAUAGCAGGGUUGCUGACCUUCCUCGUCCUGGAGAAAAUGUUCCCUGACGGAGAGAGGGAGGAAGAGGGUGCAUCAGUGUCUAGCUGCACAGAAUCUGAUGCCAGUUUUCACAAUGGAACCUGUGCUGGACAGAUAAUCGCUCUGAAAGAUAAGACCAGACUCUCCAGUGGUCACUGCAAUAACUCUGUGCUGCAGCCCAAGACGAUGUUACACCAAACUACAGAGAAAAUAAAGACGAGCGGAUAUUUAAAUCUACUGGCCAACUGCAUUGAUAACUUCACCCAUGGACUGGCUGUGGGAGGCAGCUUUCUUGUCAGUAAAAAGGUCGGCUUUUUAACAACGCUGGCUAUUCUUCUUCAUGAAAUACCUCACGAGGUGGGGGACUUUGCCAUCCUGCUGAGAGCCGGGUUCGACCGGUGGAGCGCUGCCAAGAUGCAGCUCUCCACAGCAUUGGGGGGGGUGCUGGGAGCUGGCUUUGCAUUGUGUGCACAGUCCCCUAAAGGAGCAGAAGGCACAACCUCCUGGAUCUUGCCAUUCACUUCUGGAGGAUUCCUGUAUAUAGCUCUGGUCAAUGUAGUGCCUGAUCUUCUUGACGAGACCAGUCUUAGACAGUCUGUCCUGCAAGUCCUGCUCAUGUGCAGCGGUAUUGCAGUCAUGGUCGUAAUGUCGGCAAUAAUUGAGUAAACUCUUCGUGAGCAGGGCCAUGUGACAAUCGGCUAGCUGGAAGAAAAACAAUCGCCCAACAGACCGUUCUGCUCCGGAACUUGAAUUUCAAGUACCUUGCUCAGCGCUUUUUUUUUUUUUUUUUUUUUUUUUUUUUUUUUUUUAAGGCUUUAUUAAGUCUAAUAGAAGAUCGUAAUCAAAUACUAAAUUGAAGUGGGCUGACAAUCUCUUCUGUUAUUUUUAAUUUAAAUAAUAAUGAAUAUAGUCUUUAAAGAUACACUUCCAGACACUUUUUUUUUAA
Molecule: messenger RNA, 2509 nt
Organism: Polyodon spathula (Mississippi paddlefish)
Lineage: Eukaryota; Metazoa; Chordata; Actinopteri; Acipenseriformes; Polyodontidae
Product: zinc transporter ZIP13-like
Exons: 10
Coding region: 1075-2229 (384 amino acids)
Biological process (GO): intracellular zinc ion homeostasis; zinc ion transmembrane transport
Cellular component (GO): membrane
Molecular function (GO): zinc ion transmembrane transporter activity
Source: RefSeq, a predicted model, not a curated record